CAAACCCCCAAGCUGGGCCGUGCACGGAAUCUUGUUUCGAGGUAAAUUGUGCUCAUGUGCAAUUACCCAAUUUCGAAAUGCUUAUUAGAUGCGAGGGCACUGCCCUGGUUGACAAACGGCCAACUUCCAUCAUGUAUACUUCACGGUCUUUACUUCUCUCUUUCGCAGCAUUUGCGGCUUCUCUCCCCACCAAUGAACAGCACUUGUCGCUCUCGAGACGCAAUGCGACGAUCGAGCAAAGCGUGUUCUUCGACAUCAACGGCGCCGAAGUAGAAACCAGAAUCGCAAAAUUGAAAGCUGAGGGAUACCAACCAACGUCUCUCAACAUCCAUGGCUCGCCCAACGAUGCCAAGUACGCCGGCAUCUGGAUAAAACAGAACGGCAGCGCGUACGAGACCAUCCUGGGAGCCAACAAAACCGUGUAUGAUGCCUGGUUGGACCAAUGGAAGGCCAACGGAUACGUUUCCACCCACGUCUCCGCCACUGGUUCAGCCUCCAACGCGAUAUUCGCGGGAGUGAUGCAAGAUAUGUCUUCGGCUGUUAAUUGGACACAGCUGUGUGGUCUCGACAAUCCUUACUUGUACCAAAAUGCGACUUUGGACUCCCCAAUGACUAUCAAGGGCGUGAGCAUGUAUGGUAACCCGAACGAGCGUCGGUAUUGCAUCCUCGGACACGAGAACACGGACAACCAUCAACAGACCGUGUGGUACCAGAGAGACGCUGUUGUGAGAGACUACAAGACGUUGGCAGCAGAAGAGACGUCAAAAAGAUUCUGGAGACCAGUCUAUAUCGACCUCGCGGAAGACUUGCUUCUUACACCCAUUUUCGAUGAUACCAGCGUUGGACAAUGGACUGUGUUUACAGAUCUCACCACUUCGGCAUUGCAUUCGGAGAUUGCCUCGCAGAAGGCCAAGAACAUGUAUCCCAUCCACAUCUCGGGCGCAGGCUCAGCAGGAGCAAGAUAUGCUGUGAUCUUUGCUGAACAGACUACUCCUCUGGAGCGCGAAUGGCACACCACAGGCGCCGUCACAGGUUUCGAUGACAACGCCAAGGUCAGCAACGCUUUGGACCAAGUCAUGCAAACCUUCAUGAAGAGGAACAGCGUAAGACAAGCCCAGGUUGCCGCCUCAGUCAACGGCACAGUCAUCGCUUCCCGCGGAUUCACAUGGGCGGAGAGCGACCGCGCCGUCGUCCAGCCCUCGGACAAAUUCCUCCUCGGCAGCGUGUCCAAGGCCUUCACAUACGCAGCAACCGACCACCUCAUCUCCACCGGCCUACUCAACCUGUCUACGCCCGUCUACCCUCUCCUCGGCUACAACGCACCUGCAGACCCGCGCGCGCUCAACAUCACAGUCCAACACUUGCUCGACCACACAGCGGGUUAUGACCGCUCAAUGUCGCCUGAUCUCGGCUUCAUAUUCACCAUGGUCGCGCAGUCGUUGAACCAGUCCACGCCCGCGACCCUGCGCCAGCUCAUCGAGUAUGUCUACGAGCGGCCGCUGGACUUCACGCCGGGAGAAAGGAGCGUGUACUCGAACUACGGGACCAUGCUGCUGAGCUACGUGAUGAAGAAUCUGACAGGCGAGUCGUACGAGAGCUACAUUCAGAAAAACGUGCUCAACGGGUUGGAGGUCGAGUUAUAUCCCACGGCGGCGGAGCUGCAUCAGAACGAUUCAAUUGUGCAGGAGUCAAAGUACACGAGUUUCUCUGCGUUGACGCCGCUGUCGCAGGUUCAAGUAUCGGAUGUAUUUGGCGGUGAUGGAUCGAUCAAAGAGGAGGCGAUUGGCGCGUUUGGACUGAAGGCCUCUGCGGCUACGAUUUCUCAGUUCCUCGGAAGCCACGCUGCUUAUGGGAUCGGAGGUCGCCAGGACUGGACCAAUCGCGAUGGCAGUGUGUCUGGUGCGCGCGCGCUUGCGUACAGCUUGUCUGAGCUGGACUGGGCGAUAAUGCUGAACACUAGGGAGUAUGUCGAUGAGAACGCGUGGCAGCGACUGGUGUUCACCGACAUCGUAACUGCAUGGGGUCGCUUCUAAAGGGCACCAUGUUCGGUCUUCUUCUUCUUCCCUUGUAGCAUAUUCACAUUGUAGAUGUUCUUUAAUGAUAGAAUGGAGCCACCUGGCGACCCUCAUUGCCUAUGUGCCCUUUGGAGACAAGCGAAAAACAAGAUGCAUCAGUGAACACAAGCUCGAGGUGGCACUGGUGUCUAGAGGAGCAAAAGACAGUCCUGCCCACAGACUGUGCUUGGAGAUGAGGUGAGCAAAAAGGCAAAAGACCAAAAACAUACAACAGCGGGUAUUCGCUAGUGGUCACCCACCUAACUACUAAUCCG
Didymella exigua CBS 183.55 is the source of this 2329-nucleotide messenger RNA. RefSeq names its product beta-lactamase/transpeptidase-like protein. The transcript has a single exon. The record is from RefSeq and is a predicted model, not a curated record. Lineage: Eukaryota; Fungi; Ascomycota; Dothideomycetes; Pleosporales; Didymellaceae. Bases 132 to 2033 code for a protein of 633 amino acids.